GGAACCGAAGCUUUCGGAUCUUUCCGCUCGGACGUUACUAUGGGAGCUGAUUCACAAUGUCCGACUGAGGAAGAGCGAGAGGCCGCACGCGAGGCUGCGAGACUCUUCAGACUUGAAGGUUGCACGAAGGCUGACGUCGCCGACCGUUUGAAUGACAGUUCGGAGUUUUCGUCGAUGGUGACUACAAAGUACCUGGAGCUGUUCGCUUUCUCCAGUCUGCGUAUAGAUGCAGCAUUAAGGGACUUCCUGUCAAGAGUUGAAUUACGUGGCGACUCUACAGAACGUGAACGCCUUUUGCGUUUCUUCUCAGCUCGAUAUCAUCAAAGCGAUCCGAGCCUUUUCAAUAGUGUUGAUGAUGUGCACACCCUAACAUGCGCAUUGUUGCUCCUAAAUGCGGAUUUGCAUGGUCAGAAUUUUGGUAAGAAGAUGACGAUGCGGGACUUUAUCAACAACAUCAGUCAUACUGGAGUACAUUACAAACGAGAUCUGCUGAAAUCCUUGUACAACAACAUCAAAGAGAAUGAGAUCAUUCACGCAAGGUGGGUUUUAGAGUAUCUUUUUCUCUUUAUUCAGCUGGUUCUUGAAGUGGAUCCCGAAUCUCAAGUGGAGUACAAAUGUGGCUACAUAAUGCGGAAAUGUCUAUAUGAAGCAGAUGGUGCAAAGACUCCAUUUGGCAGACGAGGUUGGAAAGAGUGGUAUGCUCGACUGCGCGGUUUGGUGUUAUAUUUAGGAAGAGAUGAUAGCGAUAAAAAACGAAGCAGGUACGAGAUGUUCAAUAACGCGAUUCUGCUUCAUCAUGGAUUUGCUGAACCAGCAAAAGACUACAAAAAGAAGCAAUUCAUUUUUCGGCUGAGAACCGCUGACUUAGGCGAAUUUCUUUUCCAAACUGUUUUUCGUUAUUUAUCAAUCCUUAAAGAUGCGCCAUGCAUCAGGCUUCAUAAAGCAUUACAGAGGUCAUUGAAGCGGAUCCUGUAA
Angiostrongylus costaricensis is the source of this 975-nucleotide messenger RNA. The record is from the annotation of a GenBank genome assembly. NCBI's taxonomy places the organism in Eukaryota, Metazoa, Nematoda, Chromadorea, Rhabditida, Metastrongylidae.